Lytechinus variegatus (green sea urchin) is the source of this 2462-nucleotide messenger RNA. RefSeq names its product heme-binding protein 2-like. Lineage: Eukaryota; Metazoa; Echinodermata; Echinoidea; Temnopleuroida; Toxopneustidae. The transcript is spliced from 5 exons. Bases 418 to 1071 code for a protein of 217 amino acids. The record is from RefSeq and is a predicted model, not a curated record.
CGGCGUCGUGAAUUGCGAAAUUCCCAGGUCACUGAGUACGUCAGAAUGAGCCCAUGCAUGUAUGUAAAUCGACGUGUUCAAAACAAUUUAUGUGAACGAAAAUGCAUAAAUAGAGAGGUAGCUUAUCGCAGAUAUCAGUUUGAUAUUAUCGUAACGAAAUCGAAUAAAUAAAGGCAUCGACUAUAGACUUCAAGUUCAACUCUUCUGGUAUAGGCAUAUCAGUUACAUCGUAGCACGAAUCAACUGCAAUAAUUAUAGUCAAUUUAAGAGUUAUCAUAUUUCUAAGUAAUAUUCUACUGUGCACGGAGCCUCUAGACACAAAAUAUCCAGAUUCCCGAGAUUUCUGUUUAUUUGCUGCAUCUAUAUUUGAAUAGGACAUUCACAUUCUAUCUUUGGAUCAGUCUGUUAAUCAUCAAGAUGAUGAACAUUCUAAAGACCACCUUCUGUGACAGCCAAAGCCCAGAAUAUGGCACGGUUAAGACACAUAAUAAAGCAUAUGAAGAAAGACAGUAUAGUUCAUCCGUGUGGGUGUCUGUGGAUACGAUCGUCGAUCCCAUCACCUCCUCCGACAGCGCUAAAACCAAGAACGACGAAAAUGAACCAUGUUGUAAACUUUUUGAUUACAUCAACGGGCAGAAUGAAGGCAAUCAACGCAUAGGAAUGACCUUUCCGGUAAUCGAAGAAUUCGUGAUAGAAAAUGGCCCCAAAGGCGAGUCGAAGAAAAUACUCUCGUUCUUCGUUCGUAAAGAGUUUGAAGAAAAGACUCCACUUCCGACUGAUCCUGAUAUCAGGAUCAACCAGCGACCUUCCAUGACUGUUUAUACAAUGAAAUUCGGCGGUUUUGCCAACGACGAGAAAUGUUUGAAGGAGAAGGAGAAGUUGAUGGCGAUGUUGGAAGCCGAUGGGAUCCAGGUAAAGAGAGAUGCCUUCUACUGUGCUAUCUACAAUACUCCCUUUAAGCUUUUCAACAGAACAAAUGAAAUCUGGCUCGUCAAGGAGACGACAGAUCAAGAGCGCAAGGAAGAGCAUCUCGUAAAGUCGGCCACCUUGGACGUGGCGCGUGAGCAAUAAUAGACCAGUCCAGGACGUAGCCCAAAUAGGCUUCCUCUUUUUUUAUAUAUAUCUUUUUAAAUAAGUGCACACCUUGUAACGGUUAAUAUUUAGAGUAUUAUUUUUUAUUUAUCUUAAUGUACAGUAUAUAGGAUAAAAAAGGAGUACACUUUUGUCUUUAUUAAUGCCCGGCCAGUCGCAAUGGCCAUGUAGCAUGACCGGGGAUCGAACCCUGGAAUCUCAUUAUGCCUUAGACCAUUCUUCAUCGGAACCACCAUUAUAAAGUAAUAUUUAUGUUUGCUGCACUCUCCCCUCCCCCAUCGCCUUUCCUCUCCCCCACUCAGGGAUAAAACUUGCACACGUUACAUGUUCCCUUUGAGGUGCAAAUAUUACGGUAAUUUAUGAAGUUUCUUUUAUAGUAAACGGAAACUGAGCCCUGAUACUACGUAGAUUUGACCCCAAAGGGAUAGGGGGAGGGGUUAAAUGCGUGCGAUUUAUAAUGUAAUAAAAACUGAAAUAUCUCUCGUCGCUUCUGAAUCUUUUAACACAAGUGAAUGUGAUAAAUAUAUUUUAGGGAAAGAAUAAAUAUAAUGAAUUCUACAUUCGUAUUCACAAAGCUUAAGUAGCUUUUUUCAGCCAUUGUCAGUAAGAAUAUAUUCGGUAUAGGCCCGUGUUUUUAACAAUUAUGAUAUGACCUGUUUUUGAUAAAUUCAUUUGGAAAUCCUAUAACAUUUGAGGGGUUCUCUAAAGACAUGCAGUGGUCAGCCAUAUUUUUUUCCUCGGAAAAUAAAAGAAGAGAAAGAAACAAGGUGGUGUGGCGGAGAUCGAAUAUACAUUAUUGGCGUGAUCACUUUUAUUUAUGCAAUAUGCAUGUUCGUUGUAGAAAUUAUUUGAUUUAUUAUUUAUUAAUUGUUGUAUUUUGUUCUUCAAGUAUCUGAAAUUUUAUCACGAUGUACAUAAAAUAUACACACUGUUAAAAAAUAAAACUAUAAGAAAUCAGUAAUUAUUACUGGCAGCUGGGACACACAAACAGUAUAAACUGUUAAAUUACGAUGGGCUGUAAAAAUGCAAAAAUACUGGAUAACAAAAAAAUAAACAAAAAAACACUAACAUUCAUUAAACAUGAAAAUCGCCGAUAAUUUACGAAUACGAACAUUAUUCAUACGAUAGAUGCACUGCAAUCAACGUAAAAACACAAUAGUUUGUUGGUAUUUUUACAAAAAAUAUUAUAUUUUACUGUGUUUUACAUUUAAUUUGUAAUACGUUACAUAUCACUGCAGAAAUAUAUUAAUUGUCGUCUUUCUUUAAAGGUAAACAUCCUGUAAAAUUUACGAUUAUUUCUGUAAGAUUACUAGUAUUUAUAACAGUACAUGAUUUCAAAGUUAUAUCUUUUUAUUAAAAGGUUUGAAUAU